AUGAAGGUGCUCGAUGACGACGGCAGCGGCUACGUCUCUUGGAUGAUUGCAGCUGAGCAGUGGGUUUUGUCGAGUGGUCCCAAGCCAGCAGUGGUGAGCAUGAGUAUCACGGGCGAUGGCAACAGCCAGAAUGAGAAGGCCUCAAUCGACGCGCUGGUGGCGGCUGGAGUGACCGUGGUGGUGGCCGCAGGGAACCAGAACAGUGACGCGUGUGGCUACAAUCCGGCUUGGAUCCCUUCGGCGAUCACGGUGGGCUCUUAUGCGACGGGAGGGGCCAAGUCCGGUUUUAGCAACUACGGUUCCUGCGUCGACGCUUGGGCUCCGGGCUCGGGCAUCCUAUCGACGUACUACACGAGCGACACCUCGACGAAGUCGAUGUCGGGCACGUCCAUGGCCUGUCCGCACGUCUCCGGGCUCGCGGCCAUCAUGUACGAGCUGAACCCAACGGCGGCAUCCAUGACUUCCACGCAGAGGGAGGCCCUCCUGAGCGUUGGUCAGCGCACCGACUACGUCACAGGCCUCACGGCGAGCGACAACAACUUCGUGUUUUUGGCACCGACUUCUGUCCCGACGCCCAGCCCGUCGCCAGACGGGGCUGGUGCCGUCGGUGACCCGCACCUGCAAAAUAUUCAUGGUGAUCGGUUCGACUUGAUGCAGGCAGGCAGCCAUGUUCUGAUUCACAUCCCACGCGGAAUGAGCGUUGCAAACGCGUUGCUUCACGUCUCGGCCGUUGCAUCUCGAUUGGGAGGACAUUGUGCGGAUAUGUACUUCCAACACGUGAACGUUACGGGGUCUUGGGCAGAUGCAGCACAUCCAGGAGGGUACCAUUACAGCGCAUUGCAAACUGAGGUCAAGACUCCGCAAUGGGUUGCCCUGGGUAAGGUUGAGCUGAAAGUCGUUCACGGACGCACGGGCAAAGGCCUGAAAUAUCUUAACAUGUACGUGAAGCACUUAGGGCGAACAGGAUUUGUUGUCGGAGGUCUCCUGGGAGAAGACGACCAUGCGGACGUCAUUCGUCCGGAUGAGGCGUGUUCCAAGCAAGUGUCUCUUGAGGUCAAUACGGAUGGCCAGGGUUCGUCCAGCGCGUCGUUUGCGGUUGCAAUGCCUGAGUGA
Prorocentrum cordatum is the source of this 1113-nucleotide messenger RNA. The record is from the annotation of a GenBank genome assembly. Lineage: Eukaryota; Dinophyceae; Prorocentrales; Prorocentraceae.